AUGAAGUUUUCGCUCGUCUCUCUGGCGUCCCUCCUCGCCCUCACAUCGUUUGUGGCCCCGGUUGAAGCCUCCGACUGGGAGUGCAACCACAGCUGGAAGGACGGUGGCCUCCGCCGCAUGUCAUUCAAGUUCAACGGCUACUGUGAGGACCUAUGGGGCCGGUGUUUCCUCGACAAGCUCCGCUCCAGAGCGUUGAUCAUUCACAACUGGCAAUGCUGGCCGCUCGGCGAUGGCAACUGGCAGGUCGAUUUCUCCACCUUGAAGGGCAUGGGCACCGAGGCCGGGAAAGCCAUUCAGGACGUCACUGGUCAGUGGAAGGGGUGCUGGGACGGCGUGUAA
Messenger RNA from Apiotrichum porosum, 339 nucleotides. RefSeq lists its product as uncharacterized. The transcript has a single exon. Bases 1 to 339 code for a protein of 112 amino acids. NCBI's taxonomy places the organism in Eukaryota, Fungi, Basidiomycota, Tremellomycetes, Trichosporonales, Trichosporonaceae. The record is from RefSeq and is a predicted model, not a curated record.